This is a messenger RNA of Brassica napus (rape), 813 nucleotides long. RefSeq lists its product as uncharacterized. The record is from RefSeq and is a predicted model, not a curated record. The transcript has a single exon. Bases 1 to 813 code for a protein of 270 amino acids. NCBI's taxonomy places the organism in Eukaryota, Viridiplantae, Streptophyta, Magnoliopsida, Brassicales, Brassicaceae. Gene Ontology annotation, molecular function: nucleic acid binding.
AUGUACAACAUUGUACAUAUUGACGAAAAAUGGUUCUACAUGACAAAGAAAAUGGAGAAGUAUUAUUUAGUUCCUGAUGAAGAGGUACCGCAUCGUACAUGUCAAAGUAAGAACUACAUUGAGAAGGUGAUGUUCUUGGCGGCGAUGGCUCGACCGAGAUUUGACGAGGAAGGAAAUGAGACAUUUUCUGGCAAAAUAGGAGUGUUUCCUUUUGUUACCAUGCAACCAGCUAAGAGGCGAAGCAAAAACCGAGACGCUGGAACCGUAGAGCUAAAAGCAUCAACUUCUGUGAAACGAGAAGACAUAAGAGCAUGUUUGAUUGAAAAGGUCAUUCCAGUAAUUCAUGAAAGAUGGCCAAUUGAAGAUCGGAGGAAGACUAUUUUCAUCCAACAAGACAACGCAAGGACACAUGUCCAGUGUGGUGAUAAAGAGUUUAAAGAGGCUGCCUGCAAAAAUGGGUUUGAUAUACGUUUGAUGUGUCAACCAGCAAAUUCACCGGAUCUAAACAUUUUAGAUCUCGGAUAUUUCAGUGCAAUCCAAUCAUUACAGCACGAGACAUGUCCCAGAACCGUAGCAGAUCUUGUUCAUGUCGUGGAAGAAUCAUUCGAAGAGUACGCUGCUGAAAAGGUUAAUUAUAUUUUUUUGACCCUUCAAUCGUGCAUGAAAGAGAUCAUGAAAACUGGAGGAGACAACAAAUAUAAAAUCCCGCACAUGAAGAAAGCUACACUUGAUAGAGAGAAUCGUCUUCCUCUUCAAAUAAGUUGUGAUGUCUCCUUGGUUCAAAGCGUAAUGGCUACAUUAGCAUCUUCAUAA